Molecule: messenger RNA, 2248 nt
Organism: Paramecium sonneborni
Lineage: Eukaryota; Ciliophora; Oligohymenophorea; Peniculida; Parameciidae
Source: the annotation of a GenBank genome assembly
AUGUAGAUAAUUGUUUUGAAAUGGAAGAAACAUUAAGACAUUAUUACUGAAAUAUCCUAAAUAUUAUUAACAGUGCCUAUGGGAAUCAUUUUAUAAGAUGUUUGCAGUACAUUAAUUGUAACUUUAUAACUUAUACAUAUGAAACCAACUAAAUUUCUAUUAUUUAAACUCUCUUAUGUAAUUAUUUUAGGAAUCAUUAUGCAUGGACAAAUCUAGGAUAUUAUUCUGAUAUGUUUAUCUUUACUUACUUUUGCUAUUGAUACUAAAUUAGAUUAACCAUCAUUCUAAGAUUCAUCAAAUUAACUCUCAUCCAAAAAAUUACGAGAAGAGAAUGAACUCGAUAAAACAGAUAAAUCUGAUAAAAUACAUCUUUAAUCUAUUGCUUAUAGUGAUAAUUAAGCUGGACAUAGAACUAGUACUAAAUGUAAAUUCAUUUUAAAAUUUCAUUUAGAUUAAUUUCUAUAAAUCCUUGAUGAAUUUCCUGAUGGUGUUGCUUUAAUCAUUUUUGAUGAAAAUCGAUUACCAUAAGUUGAUUUCUGUAAUUAAACAAUAAUGAAUCUAUUACAUACAACAUAAUAAGAUUUAUUGAGUUCUUUGAUGUCUCUCAAAAAUCUACAUAUCAUGAAGAAAAACCAAUAAACUUAAGAUCUAGCCACCUCAAUCUCGACAUAUAGAAGUAUGUAUUCUCCAGAAAAGCACAAAAUUGGAAUUGUCAGAUCCAUGUAUAGAGCAUCAACUACUGUUUAGAAUCAUAAAAAUGAAAUGUUCAUUAAUACAAAAUUAAAAUUCUCUAAAAAUGUAAACUUUUCACUUAAGAUAGCCUUUCAAAAUGGCCUUAGAAUAAGCUAUUCUCUAAAUCCAUUCAUAAGAAGUGUAGUCACUAUUAACAAAAACUCAAAUUGGUUUUGAUUUACAUACCAUUUUAAAUGGAUAUACAACAUCUUAAUCAAAAAAAGAUAUUUGUAUUGAAAUCAAAUUGUUUAUCUCUUACCUUAAUGAUUAACCAUAAUUAUUAAUACUAACAAGGGAUGUUUCAUAUAAAGAUUAUAUUAAAUACAUCAAUUAACAUAGUAAAGCUAAAUCUAAUUCAUUAAAUUUUGUUUCACAUGAAAUUAGAACUCCAAUUAGAUGUAUUAUUUAGUUGUUAGAAGAAUUUGAAUAAAAAAAUGAUACUAUCAAAAAUGUUCUCUGGAAUUGUUAUUAUUUAUUAAAUUUCAGUCAUGAUUUACUUGAUCUAGCAUAAAUUAAAGUAGGUAAAUUUAAAUUAUAAAAAAUCAAAUUUGAUUUAGAAUAAUUGAUUUUAUAAUUAUUUGAUUUAUUUAGAGUAGAAGCAAAGAAAAAUUAAAUUUCAUUGAAAUUAGAAUACGAAGAAGAAACUCCUAAAUAAAUAUGUAAUGAUGAAAUUAGAAUAAAAUAGGUAUUGAUUAAUUUAAUUGGAAAUGCAUUUAAAUUCACAUUUGAAGGUAGUAUUACUGUAAUAGUUUCAAAUUAAAAAGAUGGAACUUUAAUAAUUAAAAUAAGUGAUACAGGUUUGGGAAUUAGGGAGGAAGAUAGAAAGAAAUUAAUGAAAGCAUUUGGUCGAUUAGAUGAUGAUGAAACUAAAUAAUUUAAUAGAUCUGGUGUUGGAUUAGGAUUAUUGAUUAGUAAUAUGAUUUGCAAAUCUUUAUCUAAAAAAGAGUCUGGCAUCAAAAUCGAAUCAGAACUCUAUAAAGGAAGUUCAUUUUCUUUUGAAAUAGAUUAUGAAACUGAAUUUGAUACUAUCAUUAUUGGUGGUAAUGAUAGUCCUAAUGAGGAAGAAGAUUAAGUUGGAGAUGAAGCCUAACCUAGAGUUCAACGUAUUUAUUCAAAUCAAGCUUUUCGAUAGAGAGAAAUAUUAAUUAUUGAUGAUAAUUAAUUUAACAUUGAUAUUUUGAUUAAACUAUUUAAUCGUAAAGGAAUUAAUCGAAUUGAUUAUGCAAUAAAUUGUUAACAUGCAUUAAAAAUUUUAGAUGAAAGAAUUCAAAAUCAUAUCUAUUAUCGAGUUAUUCUUUUGGAUAUUGAAAUGCCAAUAAUUGAUGGUUUCGGUACUGCUAAGAUGAUUAAACAAUAAGUUAAUGAUACAAUGAUUACUAUGCCUGUUCUUAUUGCAGUGAGUGGACAUGGUAUACAUAUGAAACAAUAAGCUUUAAAUAAUGGAUUUGUUGAUUAUUAUGAAAAACCAUUAAAAGUUUAAGACAUUGAGGAGAUCAUCACUCGUUAUCUACAAUGA